Messenger RNA from Penicillium lagena, 3237 nucleotides. RefSeq names its product chitin synthase class II (gene chsB). Lineage: Eukaryota; Fungi; Ascomycota; Eurotiomycetes; Eurotiales; Aspergillaceae. Gene Ontology annotation, cellular component: cell septum; cell periphery. The record is from RefSeq and is a predicted model, not a curated record. Gene Ontology annotation, molecular function: chitin synthase activity. The transcript has 4 exons. Bases 1 to 3237 code for a protein of 1078 amino acids.
AUGAACCGUCGCUCCGCCGCCUCCAAUUACGGUGAGGAGCCUCCCGCCUAUCUCGACCGCGAGACAUCUUCUUUUCUCUCCUCCGAGCCCGAGUCCCCGACUGCCGCUUCGCGUCAACAUGGCGGUGCAACAAUGCGCUUGCUACCCAGUGGUGGUGAUGACCACGACAAGGAUAUAACCGGUGGCUCCCCUGGGGCAUCACCGUCUCACUAUGCCUCCCAAUACUCCGAGGUUGGACAGCCUCCGGAUUAUGCAGACCGGUACUAUCAGCUGCCAAGUGCAACUUCACCAUCUCGACCAGGGUCGAGCUUGGGAAAUCCUCCCAAUCUCCCGCCUCUGUCAACCACUCUAGCAGAUCCUUCUGUUUACCCGGCAAUUCCUCCACGAACGGGCUCGCCUACACGUCCGUGGAGUCCCGGGCAUGUUCGACCACCGUCCGUGUCGAGUGUCGGCUAUGAGCGCGCGGACUUGAAUGGCAGUCCGCGUCCGGGGACGCCUAGUUCCCGGUAUGGGGGCAGUCCACGGCGUCCUUUGCCUCCCGCACCUUUAUUUUCUAGAGCAAACACCGGCCCUGGUGCGGAUGCCAGCAUUGAUAUUGGCGAUGUGGCUAGUCCGGAGGACCCAUUCGGUGCUGGCGGCCGGACGAUCAACCACAACUCGCGUAGCAGUGUCCGGUCAUUCAUGAGUGAGUCGACAGUCAUGGGUGAUGAGAAGGAUGCGAUGCAAAAGAUUGACCUCGACGGUGGCGAGGACGCCGACAUGAUUGACCCCAAUCUUCAUUAUGGUCCUGCCCCGGAGAAGCAAGGGCGACGUGGAGUCCGGGACGCCCACAUGUCCCAGAAAGAAGUACAAUUGAUCAACGGCGAACUCAUUUUGGAGUGCAAGAUCCCCACCAUCCUACACAGCUUUCUCCCGCGCCGUGAUGACCGAGAGUUCACUCACAUGCGGUAUACCGCCGUGACGUCGGACCCUGACGAUUUCACCAACAGGGGGUACAAGCUUCGCCAGCAAAUCGGCAGCACCAUGCGAGAGACUGAACUGUUCAUCUGUGUGACCAUGUACAACGAAGACGAGAUUGGCUUUACCCGCACCAUGCACGGCAUUAUGCGCAACAUCUCCCACUUCUGCUCGCGCACCAAGUCCCGCACCUGGGGCCGGGAUGGUUGGAAGAAGAUUGUUGUCUGCAUCGUGGCUGACGGCCGCAAGAAGGUUCACCCGCGCACACUGAACGCAUUGGCUGCGCUAGGCGUGUACCAAGAAGGCAUUGCCAAGAAUAUUGUCAACCAAAAGCCGGUCACGGCCCACGUCUACGAAUACACCACCCAGGUAUCGCUCGACUCGGAUCUCAAAUUCAAGGGUGCCGAGAAGGGAAUCAUGCCCUGCCAAGUCAUCUUGUGCCUGAAGGAACACAACCAGAAGAAACUUAACUCCCACCGAUGGUUCUUCAACGCCUUUGGCCGUGCUCUGCAACCCAAUAUCUGUAUUCUGCUCGAUGUGGGAACAAGGCCUGAGCCAACAGCUUUGUACCAUUUGUGGAAAGCCUUUGACCAGGACUCCAACGUCGCCGGUGCAGCCGGUGAGAUCAAGGCGGGCAAGGGCAAGAAUAUGUUGGGUCUGCUCAAUCCACUGGUCGCCAGUCAGAACUUUGAGUACAAGAUGUCCAAUAUUCUCGAUAAGCCACUUGAGUCGGUAUUUGGUUACAUCACUGUGUUGCCUGGUGCGCUGAGUGCCUACCGCUUCUUCGCUCUGCAGAAUGAUGCCGAUGGUCAUGGCCCGUUGAACCAGUACUUCAAGGGUGAGACGCUACAUGGUCAAGACGCCGAUGUUUUCACGGCCAACAUGUACCUGGCUGAGGACCGUAUCCUCUGCUGGGAACUCGUGGCUAAGCGCGAGGAGAGAUGGGUCUUGAAAUUUGUCAAGAGCGCUGUUGGAGAGACGGAUGUUCCAGACACUAUCCCCGAGUUCAUCUCGCAGCGACGACGAUGGCUUAACGGUGCUUUCUUUGCGGCUGUGUAUUCGAUUGUCAAUGCGAAGCAGAUCUGGAGCACCGAUCAUACCAUUGCGCGGAAGAUCUUGCUUCAUGUUGAAUUCGUGUAUCAGUUUUUGAAUCUUCUCUUCACUUAUUUUGGAUUGGCAAACUUUUAUCUUGCUUUUUACUUCAUUGCUGGUUCUUUAACGAAUAAACAGCUUGAUCCCUUCGGUCAUAAUAUCGGCCUCUAUGUCUUCACGGUCCUGCGCUAUGCCUGUGUCUUGGUUAUGUGUUUGCAGUUCAUUAUCUCGAUGGGUAAUCGUCCGCAAGGUGCCAAAAAGCUUUAUCUCUCUGGUAUGAUUGUGUACAGUAUCAUCAUGCUUUAUACAAUCUUCUGCGCGCUUUACCUUGUGGUGAAGGAGCUGAUGGCCCGCGCCGGUCUUGACCACGACUCUUCGUUUAAGAUCAGCGACACCUUGAUGAUGAACAUCGUCUUGUCCAUGUUAUCCACAGUCGGGCUGUACUUCUACACUUCAUUCCUAUACCUGGACCCAUGGCACAUGUUCACUUCCUCGGCCCAGUAUUUCCUGCUUCUCCCCAGCUACAUCUGCACACUGCAAGUGUACGCCUUCUGCAACACCCACGACGUGACAUGGGGUACAAAGGGCGACAACGUUCUGAACACCGAUCUGGGUGCUGCAAACGUGAUCAACGGCUCAACAGUCGUCGUUGAAAUGCCCUCUGAACAACUUGACAUCGACAGUGGCUACGACGCUGCCCUCCGCAACCUCCGCGACCGCCUCGAGGUCCCCAAACCCGUCGUGUCCGACUCCCAAUUGCAAGAAGACUACUACCGCGCCGUGCGCACAUACAUGGUCUCCGUGUGGAUGGUCGCAAACGUCAUUCUGGGAAUGGCGGUCUCAGAGGUCUACGGCAUCGACGCGGGCGGCACGAACAUCUACUUGGCGAUUAUCCUCUGGUCCGUAGCCAUUCUCGCCGCUAUUCGCGCCACGGGAUCAACCAUCUACGCUGUUCUGAAUCUCGUCCACAAGAUCGUCGAGGGAAAGACCAAGUUCGAUGCGGGGAAUAUGACCAACUUCGCGCCCAGCUCGUAUGGCGGGAGUAGUUUGGGCGUGUCUUCGGAUUCGGGCGUUACCUCUUCCCGCGCACCGAAUUAUGGUGGCGAGUCUACUAUGAAAGAUCGCUUUGCCGAGGCCAGGUGGACAGUUGGGAGGCAGGUGGGGAAGGCUAUGUUUUGGAGAAGUUAG